Molecule: messenger RNA, 1188 nt
Organism: Endocarpon pusillum Z07020
Lineage: Eukaryota; Fungi; Ascomycota; Eurotiomycetes; Verrucariales; Verrucariaceae
Exons: 2
Coding region: 1-1188 (395 amino acids)
Biological process (GO): mitochondrial translation
Cellular component (GO): mitochondrial small ribosomal subunit
Molecular function (GO): structural constituent of ribosome
Source: RefSeq, a predicted model, not a curated record
AUGACGCGCCGUGCUCUGCAAUACAUUCAGGUUCCUUUGUCCUCGUUCACAGCUUCUCUCACACCAAGCGCAACUGCUGCAAAGCACUGUCCGGAGUGCAAAAGACCAUGGCGCCGGCGAUUCUCAUCAACACGAUCGUGUGAUAUGACCAGAUUGCGCACUGACAUGUUUAGCUGGCUAAACAGUCACGGCAAGAACUUUCUGGAUCCUGUCGAGGGGAAGACUAAUUACUUGACCGACUAUGAUAAGAGGGGUUUCCGGCGACACAAGGAGCCUGAUGCUGCAGGUGAGCAGGCAGACUCACCAGCAAGAGAGAAAGGUGCCCGCGAAGAGCCAAGACGCCCUUUUCCGCUCAACGAGCAUUUCUUCUCCCAACCUAUACUGUCCGAAGAGUUGAGGGAGGAAAUCUGGAGACGGGUCAAAGUUGACAAGAAAUCUAUACGCAAUGUUUCGGUCGAGCUCGGCGUGGAGAUGAGACGAGUCGGUGCUGUGGUGAGAUUACAGGAGCUGGAAAAGCAAUGGAGGGCAGAGAACAAGCCUCUUGCACUUCCCUACGCCGAAGCCAUUCACUCCAUGGUUCCUUCUACACCUCUCAAAACACCCCCCGUACCGCAUGAAACCGUCAACGACCUUCCUGUCCACAGCAUGACCCUCCCCCAACUCUUCUACCCGACAUCCGAAUCCCGCCAGUUCAACCGCGUCGACGCCGGCCGCAUCUUCUCUGGAGCACCGCGCCUUCCGGACGAAGCAGACAUCGCGCAAGGCGGGCAGAGCGUGGAACCAUGGAAAGAUACCUCCAUCGAGAUCGUCGGCAAGCCAGGCCACGAGAGGCCCGUCCUGAAAGCCGCAGACGCAAGAAUCCCACACCCGCAUUUGAUUGCUUACGAGAAGGAUAAGCUGGAUCCCGAGCUGGACGCCCUAGAGCGGCACGAGCGACACCAUGCCAGAUUGAGGGAAGAGAGGGAGCAAAGAGCCGGGAAGAAAGAGGCGCGCAGGAAGCAGAUAGAGAAGCACACGACGAGGGUGGAUACGGGCAGGUAUGAAUUCUUGAUCAGGGAUUGUCAGACCACGAGGCUGGGGACUGGAUUGGAUGGGAGAGGCACCGCGAGUCCCGGGAGGAGGUAUGGCGUGCCGAGUCAGGACAGGAAGAGAGGUGCAAUCAAGAUCCCAACGAAGGUUGAAGUGUAA